GUUGAUAAAUACCCUCGAUCCGGCUGUUUCUUCCUGUUUUCCACACAGUGUUCGCAGAAGUGACGCUGAACAAACACUGUAAUGGCGGAGUGGAAGCAGAAGUGUGAUUCUAAGUGGCAGCUCGGAGCGAACGGCGUGCCGCUACCGGACGGACUGGACUGGAAAACCGUUUUUGAGAAAAAACCGUUGGGACGAAACUUGCUCGUGAACGCGGCUCCGCUCGGGGUAACUCAUGAUACACCACCGCCAGAGCGUGAGGUCACAGGAAUCCCUCCGAACCCUGAACAGCCACCUCGGUUUGCACCAACAGGUGAUUUUUCUGGUUGGAGCACCAGUACAGAAGUGUUACCGUUUGACACUAGCGGUAUUCCUCCGGGCGUCGUGGUCUGCUAUCUGCCACAGUUCAGCUGGUUCACGUUGGAGCAGAAGGUUGACCUGAAGGCUGAAGGACUGUGGGAUGAACUACUGGACAACUUCCAGCCGGACAUCGCCAUUGAGGACUGGUAUGAAGAGAGUCAGCUCCAUGACUCCAUCUAUCAACUCCAUGUGAAGCUGCUAGCUGCUGAUGGACAGACGGUCAUUCAGGAACACAACUGCAGCCCCACGGAGAACCGGGAGAACUACUCACACACCUGGAAACAGGUUUCUCACGUGUUCUCGGGUUACGGCCCCGGCGUGAGGUACGUUCACUUUCUUCACAAGGUGAAGAACCAGUUCAUGGUGGAAUUCUUCGACACCAAGUUUACCGGCAGCUCCGUCGUCAUCAAAGCGACCAGAUCCGGCCAAUAAUGAUCAAGCCCAGUUUGGGGUGUUUUGUCAGUUAUGUGUUGUUGGCUGAUGUGGCUCUUAUGAAUUACUGCUUUACAAAUAAACAUUACAGCAUACAUGCAUGAAAACAGCAUGUUCCAAACUGUAUUACACACUUUAAUAAACCAAAGAUUUCAUCAACAAAA
This is a messenger RNA of Trichomycterus rosablanca, 953 nucleotides long. RefSeq names its product P1, F-box associated domain containing (gene nccrp1). Gene Ontology annotation, biological process: glycoprotein catabolic process; SCF-dependent proteasomal ubiquitin-dependent protein catabolic process. The transcript is spliced from 6 exons. NCBI's taxonomy places the organism in Eukaryota, Metazoa, Chordata, Actinopteri, Siluriformes, Trichomycteridae. Gene Ontology annotation, molecular function: ubiquitin protein ligase activity. The record is from RefSeq and is a predicted model, not a curated record. The coding region runs from base 82 to 789 and encodes 235 amino acids. Gene Ontology annotation, cellular component: cytoplasm; SCF ubiquitin ligase complex.